UCGGUUGUCGGUUGUCGCCGUUGUUUGACUUUGACAGUUGGUGAUUCGGUUCGUUUGGUUUGGGCCCGGCCGAGUUGAGCUGCUUGUAAAGUUAGGCGCUUAAUAUUUAUUUAACUUUAAUCUGUAUAAGGAUUUAUUAAAUUUGAAAUAUUAAUAACUGAAAAUGGCUUCUGAAAAGAGGAUAGAUAUCACUAAGCCACUCUGGGAUCAGAGCACCUUUGUGGGCAGAUUCAAGCAUUUUGCCUUCAUCUCCAAUCCUCUAUUGUCUUUGGUGCCGGAGUCAGAACUGCAUGAAGCUAAGGAGUUGUAUUUUAAGUACAAAGAAGGUAAAGAACCCGCCAACACUCCCAUGGACAAAGUGGUCCGAGCCAAACAACUGUAUGAAUCAGCGUUCCACCCGGACAGUGGAGAACUCCAGAAUGUGUUUGGCCGCAUGUCCUUCCAGAUGCCCGGAGGCUGUCUCGUCACCGGAGCUAUGCUGCAGUGGUACAGAACAGGCACAGCCAUAGUAUUCUGGCAGUGGGUGAACCAGUCGUUCAACGCCCUAGUCAACUACACUAAUCGCAACGCCAACUCGCCGCUCACGACUACGCAAAUGGGCGUCGCGUAUGUCUCGGCCACGUCUGCUGCUAUGGCUACCGCGCUAACCUUUAAAUUUGUGGUGCAGAAGCGCGCUAAGAACCCUAUCUUGGUGAGGUUCGUGCCUUUUGUAGCUGUGGCCGCCGCCAACUGGGUGAACAUUCCCUUGAUGCGACAGAACGAGAUUAUAAAAGGUCUUGAAGUGUCGGACGAGAAUGGGAAGAUCAUCGGCAAGUCACAACUAGCUCCAGCCAAGGGAAUUUCACAAGUGGUUACUUCUAGGAUCGUAAUGUGCGCCCCCGGCAUGUUGCUGCUGCCGGUCAUAAUGGAGAGGAUCGAGCACAAGCCGUGGAUGCAGCGCAUCCGCUGGGCACACGUGGGCAUACAGACCGCCUUCGUGGGCAUGUUCUUGACAUUCAUGGUGCCGACCGCCUGUGCUCUCUUCCCACAAAGAUGUAAAAUCUCAACGGACACGAUCAAACGCUUCGAGCCCGAGCACUACGAGGAAAUCCUGAAGAACACCGACGGCAAACCUCCUCAAUACGUAUACUUCAACAAGGGUCUGUAAACUGUAGCUGUAAGUAGUUGUUAUGUUAAAUACUAUUGAAAUCUUGUCUAUGGCCACAUAAAUAUUUGAGAGGUAAAAAACGGAUAAAGAUCUGGAUCCCCUCGCAUGUUCACAAUUGAAUUGGAAUUUCUAUAGAUAUGUUGGUUUGUACUUGACAGAUGAUGUAUUUUAUCGUCUCAAGAAAAUAUAUAUAUAUUUUUUUUAAAUAUAAGAUUUGCUUAAGAUUUCUGAUCAUGCACCCAAUUAAAUGUUAGUAAAAGUAAAAUAAAUCAGAUGUACGAGGAAACCUUGGAUAGUUUUUCGACUUAUUUAUCAGAAAAAUAUAUUUAGAAUUAUUCCAUAGAGAUUCAGGCUAUGAAAAUUUAGCUAGUCUGUGGUGCGCCUUAAUCAAUUCUUAAAAUUAUGAAUGAGUCCAUAGACAAGCAUAUAAAAUUAGGUCUCAGUGUUGUUAUGGGUGACCAGUGUUGCCAUAUCAAGUUGUCGUAAUUAGAUAGAUGAGUAAGCAGAAAUGUAGAUUUUAAGAAAAUAAAUUAGCGUAUCUGACUUACUUGCGCUUAUUUUAAAUUGGUGAUAAUUUUUUUUAUUAUAUUUUAUAAAUCGAAUAAAUUCGGCAAUUUUUCAAUUGUUUUACAAAAAUAAGAAUUAUUUGUAUGACAAGAGUCAAAAAAGUCGUAAAAAUCUAUACUUAAUAAUUCAAUUUUGAAAAUUGUUUACGUUAAUUUGUUGUUAAAAAUUAUAUUACGUAAGGUUAGAAUUUACUGUCUUUAUAUUGUGUCUCAGAAAUUUUAUUUUUUAUAGUUUUAUUUAAUAAUUAAGUGUACUUUUUAAGCGUUAUUGGAAACCAGUAUUGUUUUUUUUAUUAAAAGGUAAAAAUAACUUGUAAACCUUCCAAAAAUUAUGUCUUUAAUCUUUAUCACAUUUUUACUUGUUAUUAUUUUAACACGUUUAUUUGCUUCGAGCAACACCGGCUUCCGACACGUCGGAAAGGAGGCCCGAGCGAUAUCUUACCGUACAAAUCGCUCUGCCAUUUUUUGCGGGGGGAAACGUGCACACACUCGCACUUCUCACAAAUACAUAAAAAAUUACACAUGUCAAAGACAAAUCAUGCACACCUCGAUCUGUUUGUGUACGGACGAGUCACAACUCGCACCGCGCUAUGCCCAGUUGGGCAUGUGCUCCGGCAGAGGGGAAUAGUGCGAUGCCGACUCCCUUCCCGGUGUUGCUCGAAGUGGGCGUUGUAAGAUUGUUUUUGAAUUUCGUUUUAGGAAUGUUUAUUUUUGCGCUUUAUUUUUUCUCUAUAUUGAAAACAAUACAUUCCGAUUGGUAUUAUUGAAUAAUAUAUAGUCUGUGCUUUUAUAUGCAUUUGCUGUUAUUUUAGGCCUGAGGUACACUUGUAAGUUUUACUUACGUAAGUAGGGACACAGCUAUACUACAGAGUGAGAGAUGAAUAUUACUAUCUCAUUCUAACAAAUAGCUUUGUCCUUACUUACGUAAGUAAAACUUACAAGUGUAUCUCAAGCCUUAGACGCACUAAAGAAUUACGAGUGUUAUUAAAUCUAUGCUACUAAUUUAGUACUAUACAUCUAAAGUCGAAAACAGUCCGACGUGCAAGAGUAGAAAAUGUUUUCUCGCAGAAUAGGCACAAUGGAUGUCGAGUUGCAGAAAAGGCCCUUAGAAACUAACUAACUAAGAGUAGAAAAUGAUUUAGGGCGCCACUAAGACUAAUUAGGCAACAUUAUGUAUAAAUGUACACAAUGGUUACACACAGCCGUACAUAAUCAAAGUUAAUGAACACACAAUCAUAGGUUUUAUCAAAAAAUGGACGACUUUUAUUUUUCCAUAUAAAAUAAUUCAGCAAGCAAUGUAUGUGUACUUUGUUUUAACUUAAAACGUCGUCAAAAAUUCAUACUGUUUAUCUCAUUCUGCCGCAUAUAAUAAUUGCUUCGGAUUUGACAUGUAAACAAGAUGGCGCUGUACGGUCAAGGAAUUUAAUUUCCUACCCAUUUCGUACCUUGUCACAAUGACAAACAACAUGAAACUCGCUAGAGACCUCAUACUAUAGGGACCGUGCGCGUUGGAGGGUCUGCCAUCUUGUGGCCUGAAUCGGAACCAAAAACGUGUACAUUUACACGUCAAAUGUUUUCUUGUGCACAGUAGGUUCUGCCAUCUUGUGGGCUACAUCGGAACAAUAAACAUCACAUUUACGCCUCGCGCCAAAAAUCUGACGGCUCCUGUGCUGCCUCCUACAGUUCAUGCACGCUCCCUAUUGUCACUGUGACAAGGUACGAAAUGGGUAGGAAAUUAAAUUCUUUGACUGUACAUCUUUAUACAUUUUGCUUUAAGUCUAAUUGUCUAAAGUUGAUGUUUGACAAUUCAAUGACCGAAAAACUUAUGUCGCAGUACAGCGCCGUCUGUUUUGGAUGUCAAGCUAAGGGGCACGUUUUUUUCUUAGACUACCUCUCUUUUUGAUCCUAAUCAAGAACUAAAACUAUCAGAAUUGUGAUUUAUUGAUACGCUCAGUUUAGUAAUUAUUUCUAGUCUUUUUCAGUGCUCAAAAGCAAGUGUAGUUUCUUAAAAUUGUGCCAUUAACAUUUGUACAGUUUAUUUUCAAAAUCAGACGUAAAUAAUGUUUUCUGUUAUAUCAGCUUUUUGCUUUUUUGUUAGAAUGGCAAGCAAGGCUAAGACAAUAAAAUACCUAUAGAGAA
Cydia pomonella (codling moth) is the source of this 3852-nucleotide messenger RNA. RefSeq names its product sideroflexin-2 (gene Sfxn2). The transcript has 9 exons. Gene Ontology annotation, molecular function: monoatomic ion transmembrane transporter activity. NCBI's taxonomy places the organism in Eukaryota, Metazoa, Arthropoda, Insecta, Lepidoptera, Tortricidae. The coding region runs from base 164 to 1147 and encodes 327 amino acids. Gene Ontology annotation, cellular component: mitochondrial inner membrane. The record is from RefSeq and is a predicted model, not a curated record. Gene Ontology annotation, biological process: monoatomic ion transport; serine import into mitochondrion.